UCGUUUUCUCUGGCGCCCGCGGACGUGUGCAACUUUUUCUUUACUUGAAAAUAAUUUGGUUAAAACCGAAUUUUACGAUUGAGUGUUAGAUGCGGUUGGUUAUACUUGAUUAAAGCAUUAAAUAAAGUACCUGGCUGAUUGGAAUUUCAUUAUAAUUCGAGGAUAAAGGUCUUCUGUCUAUCACGAUGAGCUCUGAGGCCCGGUUUGUGGAUUCGAACUUUGCAGCGCUUAUUCAGAGGGUCACCUCAGUGAUGGCAAUAGUAGAUGAACUAAAAAAUAAGGGUAUGCUACAUGCUGAAACAUAUUCAGAGAUCCACGCAGAAAAAACCAACCAGGGCAAAAUGAGAAGGCUGUUUGAUGCACUAAAUUCUGGAGGAGACAGAGUAAAAAGUGACUUUUAUUAUGCUCUGAGAAAUCAUGAACUAUACCUCUUCAGAGACCUGGGUGGUGAGACACUGGAUAACAUUGAUGGCACCAGGAACAAUGAGCUAGAGUUAAAUUGAACACCCCCUGCAACCAAGAAACCGAAGCCUCCUGCGACCAAGACACGGAAAUAUAUAUAAAGAUGCGACCUGGAAAACUGAAAACCCAUGUGAUACAUUUUCCCCUGUGAAACGCAAAAGAAGGAAUUCAUCAGAAUAUGCAGGAUGUAUUCUACAACGUACAGGUUUUCAUUUUGUAGGUGAACAUUUUCAAGCCAUAAGCAUUUUUAUGCAGUUUUUAUGCUAAAAUCUAAAUAUUCUACACAUUCUCAUCCACACAGUUAUUUAACCAAGUCUUC
This is a messenger RNA of Carassius auratus (goldfish), 781 nucleotides long. Its product is annotated as apoptosis-associated speck-like protein containing a CARD. The transcript is spliced from 4 exons. The record is from RefSeq and is a predicted model, not a curated record. NCBI's taxonomy places the organism in Eukaryota, Metazoa, Chordata, Actinopteri, Cypriniformes, Cyprinidae. Bases 186 to 503 code for a protein of 105 amino acids. Gene Ontology annotation, biological process: regulation of apoptotic process; innate immune response; inflammatory response.